Molecule: messenger RNA, 1380 nt
Organism: Aspergillus ochraceoroseus IBT 24754
Lineage: Eukaryota; Fungi; Ascomycota; Eurotiomycetes; Eurotiales; Aspergillaceae
Product: H(+)-transporting V0 sector ATPase subunit d
Exons: 4
Coding region: 35-1126 (363 amino acids)
Biological process (GO): proton transmembrane transport; vacuolar acidification; vacuolar transport
Cellular component (GO): fungal-type vacuole membrane; vacuolar proton-transporting V-type ATPase complex; proton-transporting V-type ATPase, V0 domain
Molecular function (GO): proton-transporting ATPase activity, rotational mechanism
Source: RefSeq, a predicted model, not a curated record
CGGUUUUGGGCACUUGCGAUUCCACCAUUCCACCAUGGAGGGACUGUUUUUCAACGUCAACAGCGGCUAUAUCGAGGGGAUUGUUCGAGGAUAUCGGAACAGCCUCCUCACCGGGCAGCAUUACUCAAACCUGACACAAUGCGAAACUAUCGAUGAUGUCAAAUUACAGCUGGGACCUGCAUAUGGCGACUUCCUUGGGGCCCUCCCCCCAAACCCCUCCACCUCUGCCCUCGCUGGCAAAAUGACCGAUAAACUGGUCGCCGAAUUUCGCUACCUCCUCGCGCAGGCCACGGGGUCCACGGCUAGAUUUCUGGAAUACCUUACCUACGGGUAUAUGAUCGAUAAUAUCGCUCUCCUGAUCACCGGUACCUUGCACGAGCGUGAUACGCGAGAGCUUCUUGAGCGAUGCCACCCUCUCGGAUGGUUCGAGACCUUGCCCGUUCUAUGUGUUGCGACCAAUAUCGAAGAGCUAUAUAAUUCCGUAUUGAUCGAGACACCGUUGGCUGGUUACUUCAAGAGCAGUCUCAGCCACCAAGAUCUGGAUGAGCUGAACAUCGAGAUCGUUCGCAACACACUCUACAAGAAUUACCUCGAGGAUUUCCAUACCUUUGUCACCACACACUCGGACUUCAAGGGCACACCAACGGCAGAAGUGAUGUCGGAGAUUCUGCAAUUCGAGGCUGAUAGACGUGCUAUUAAUAUCACUCUGAACUCCUUCGGUACGGAGCUCUCUAAGCUCGAACGCAGAAAGCUCUACCCGGAAUUCGGCAAACUUUACCCCGAGGGAUCCCUAAUGCUCUCACGGGCAGAUGAUAUUGAAUCUGUUGCCCUUGCUGUGAGCGUCUCCGCCGACUAUAAAGCUUUUUUCGACACUGUCGGUCUCACACAAGGCGGCACCGGCCUCGCUGGCAUGGGCGGUAGCUCUGAUGGAAAGAGCCUGGAGGACUUGUUCUACCAGAAGGAAAUGGAAAUGUCCAAGAUCGUUUUUACCAGGCAAUUCACCCCCGCUGUUGUGUAUGCUUGGAUGCGACUAAAGGAACAGGAAAUUAGAAACGUUACUUGGAUCUCGGAGUGUAUUGCUCAGAACCAGAAAGAGAGGAUUGGGAAUUUCAUCUCUGUCUUUUAAUUGCAAUCCUCCUCCCUACCGCUCCUUCUCCUCGCUCUCGGUCUAGCUUAGGACCAUGCAUGUAUUUUGACGCUUUUCCUCCAGCGGUCGCCGAUUUUCUGUCUUCCUUUUUUCGUUUUUUUUUUUCUUGACUAGUACCAACCAAGUACCCAUCCUGUCGAGCGCAUCGAAUCAUCCAGCUUAUUUUGCUUUGUGAUUAGAUCGCUUCUCUUUACUCUUGUUCAGGGCGUUUGGGGUUUUCAUUUUGCUUCGUG